AUGGAGCUCACGCCGGACUUCCUCCACACCGCCACCGAGUCCUACAAGGCAGAGAUACGCGCCGUCGACUUCGCUGAGGAUGAGGUCAGGGAGGAGACCAGGAAGGAGAUCAACCAGUGGGCGGCGGCGGCGACGAACAAUCUCAUCUCGGAGAUCCUGCCGGAGGGUUCAUUGACCGACCUCUCGAGGUUCGUGCUCACCAACGCCAUCUACUUCAAGGGCGCGUGGGAGACCCGCUUUCCCAAGAGUCUCACCGAGGACCACAAGUUCCACCGCCUCGACGGCGCCGACCCCGUCGACAUCCCCUUCAUGACCCUGCCGGGAACAUCCGAGCUCUUCGUCUCAUACAAUGCUGCCAUGUCGCGGUAUUCCAUGUGCGUCUUCCUCCCGGACGAGGACGACGGGCUGCACGCCAUGGUCAGCACUCUUGCGGAGGUGGGUGGCUCUCUGCUCGACCACGUGCCCAGGCACCGUAGCGGCGUGAGGAAGCUUUUGUUGCCCAAGUUGAAGCUGUCAUUCUUCUGUCGUCUCGCCCAAGUCCUUCGAGGCCCAGGGCUUCGGGAGGCGUUCACCGAGGAGGCCGCCGACCUGUCCGGCAUCGUGGACAAGAGCGUCUGCAACGUGCGCUUGGAUGAGGUGUUCCACAAGGCCGUCAUCGAGGUGAAUGAGGAGGGCACCGUGGCGGCUGCCUGCGCCGCCGUCAUCGGCCGCAAGAAGAAAUGUGCAAUGAGGUUGGAGUUCAUCACCGACCACCCUUUUGCGUUUUAUAUCGUGGAGGAGGUCUCAGGGGCCGUGGUCUUUGCCGGUCAUGUACUGGACCCUUCUAGCUCACAGUAAUAAUAAGCAGUAGCAAUUUUAUUAGAGCUCCUACUGUAAGAUUUGGUAUAAGCGUUCCCACUCCUCGAGGGAGCCGCAUUGUGUAUAUUUAAAUUGAGCAAACGAGCCUUGCCGUGGCGUACA
This is a messenger RNA of Triticum aestivum (bread wheat), 960 nucleotides long. RefSeq names its product serpin-Z2A-like. The record is from RefSeq and is a predicted model, not a curated record. Gene Ontology annotation, molecular function: serine-type endopeptidase inhibitor activity. Lineage: Eukaryota; Viridiplantae; Streptophyta; Magnoliopsida; Poales; Poaceae. The coding region runs from base 1 to 837 and encodes 278 amino acids. The transcript has 2 exons.